Molecule: messenger RNA, 863 nt
Organism: Blastocystis hominis
Lineage: Eukaryota; Bigyra; Opalinata; Blastocystidae
Exons: 3
Coding region: 51-863 (270 amino acids)
Source: RefSeq, a predicted model, not a curated record
GUUGUGCUCUCUAGAUAGGAUAGUAUUCAGAGGUACUGUAAUUUUCAACGAUGAAGACUUUUUUUGCUACUCUUGUUCUCGGUAGCAACAAAGAUGAUAUGAGAGCAAUCUAUAGCACUGUUGGGAGGGAUAAUCUCUUUCCUUCCGCCCUCACUGCAUUUUGCUCAGGAGCUGUUGGAAACAUUUCAUAUCAGUCAUGUAACGCUGUCUACCGAGCAAUUAGGGCCAACAAAGAUGCAGUGCUGAAACAAUCUGUGACUUGCAGUCUAAACAAUGUUGUCUAUGCAGGAAUUGUUACUGCAAGCUAUAUGGGUUACAUCAAGAAGAUGCAUUGCGGAGACUUUAGCUUUUAUGUUGACCUGCAUAAAAGGUAUUUAGGGGGGUAUUUAGCCGGCCUAACAGCAAUUUCUUAUUUGGGGCUCACGGAAGUGAUUUCAACUUAUUUGAAAGACCGACUGAAAGGGAUUUCAUGGACUUCCGUUUGGAAGACCUUCAGACAGCGUGCUUUGACUGUAGCUCCUUUAGUCAUGAUGCAACAGUCUUUUUACGACAAUCUGCGUAUCCUGGAGGAUCCCUAUUUCCACCCUUCAGCUACUGUUUUCUUUAGUACUGGGUUUGUUACCGGAGUAGCAGCCCAGUUUUUAGUGCAACCCUUCAUAAACCUAACUUCCUCUGCCUCUUCGCAAUUUUGCUUUUUGCCUUCUUUCCUGUGGAAAGGUGUUUUGCGUUGCUGUUGUGUGGUAUCUGUAAUUUGCUUUUCUCAACUAGACUGCUCCUAUGAUGGCCAUUUCUCUGACCAUGCGAGAUAUCUUUAUGGGAAGGCUCAGCAUGCAGGAGUAUGGAAAGAGAUGCAGCAGACGUAA